AUGCGCUUCGUGCCAGUUGUGUUUCCCCUUCUUGCUGCCAGUUGUGUCACCAUCUGCAGCCAUUGCGACAAAAAAGAGCUCACAAGUCAGCUGCCCUACAUUCCGUUUUGCUCCCGGCCUUCGCUUCCAGCUGCUUCGUUCGUUUCUCGUUUUGAACGGCAAGUUGUGUGGAUGUGGCAAUCCCGUGCGGCGCCAAGGGUUGAGGUGCCAAGACCGGUCCAGCUUGGAUCUUUGAAGUCUGAGAAUGAGGGCCAGGAUCCCGGUAUUCGCCUUGUGCCUGCCGGCGGUGGUGGCUGGGGCCGGAAGAAGGAGGAGGACGUGAUCGAAGAAGAAGAAGAAGUUCCUGAGACCCAGAAUCCGCGCUUGGGGAACCUCACGUCGCAGCCUGCGCAACUGCGUCCCACGGCAUGGGGAAGGAGCAGCCUCUCUGCUCAAGCAGGGCCUCGGCCAGCUCCUUGGGCGCAGCCGCCCCCGGGGAAGGUGGUGCCGGAGCCGGUACCUCUGGAGCGGAGGCAGCAGGAAGACUUCCCUUCGUUGGGAUCCGAGCCGAUCAAGGGGCGCAAAAGCUCUGGUUCGGGUCCCUCGAUGCUGUCUGCGCCUGUCUGA
This is a messenger RNA of Cladocopium goreaui, 606 nucleotides long. Lineage: Eukaryota; Dinophyceae; Suessiales; Symbiodiniaceae. The record is from the annotation of a GenBank genome assembly.